Molecule: messenger RNA, 2901 nt
Organism: Cylindrotheca closterium
Lineage: Eukaryota; Bacillariophyta; Bacillariophyceae; Bacillariales; Bacillariaceae
Source: the annotation of a GenBank genome assembly
AUGGGACUAUUCUCUAGAAAGAAGAAAUCAAGAAACUCGGCUGGGCCAGCCUCUGAUUCAGAACCCACUUCCCCAGGCUCGUUCCGGAAAUCUCAAACAGACGAGCAUUCUAUUGCAUCGUCAAUAACGUCCCACCCCAACUCACAGGGUGGGGCUUCUACAUCGAUUUUGGAUCAAGGUUUAAAACCAGAUGAUAACUCGGACUCUGGCAUGAAUGCUGAAGACAAAUUUAUGCAAUAUUAUCAAGUCAACAAACAAGAACAAUCAUUGAAGAGUAUGAACGACAAUUCAUCUGUGCGGUCUAGCAACAGCAAUUCCAGCGCUCUCACCGACCAAGAAAGGAAAGAAAGAGCUCGCGCAGCAGUCGAAGAGCGCAAGCGAAAGGCACGUGAGGCAGUGCUAGCCAGACGCUCCAAGAGACAAUCUUCCAACGGCGACACCACAGCAAACGAACAAGAGGCAGCUACUGCGGCAAAGCAAAAGAAACAAGAAGAGGACAUAUUAAAGGCAGAUGCUCAAGCAAAGGCCGAAGAAGAAGCCAAGAUGAGGGCCCGAGAAGAAGCACGACUGGCCGCGAAAGCUAAGGCUGAGGAAGAAGCUAGACUGAAGGCCCAAGAAGAAGCACAGCUCGCCGCAGAAGCCCAAGCUAGAGCAGAAGAAGAGGCUAGAUUGGAAGCAGAGGCUGACGAGGAGGCCGCGAGGCUUCAGGCAUAUGCUGAGGCCGACGCGCGGAGAAUGGCCGAAGAAGAGGAAAUGGCAAAACUCGAGGCUGAGACAGCAGGGGACGAGGAGGCUGAUCGAAUGGCUCAAGAAGAGGAGGCCGCAAGGCUACAGGCAUACGCAGAAGCUGACGCCCGGCGUAUGGCCGAAGAAGAGGAAAUGGCAAGAAUGAUGGAAAGGGAAUCCAACGUAGAUGCUUUGAGUCAGGAGGAGCACAGUGAAGAUGCGACAUCGCAGCAGGAACCUCGUAGAAGAAAGAAGAAAAAAGACAAGAGUGGAAAGUCAAAACAUGAAAAACAAGUAAUGCUUCAGCAAACCAUGGCGCUUUUGAUGAUGGCUGAGGAAGAAGAGAGAGAAGAAAGGAUGCAGAGAAAGCGGGAGAAACGUGCUAGAAAAGAGGCCAAGAUGCGCGCCAAGUCCCUCGAGUUGGAACAGAUCCGCGCUGCGAAAAUGAAUGCGGAGCAACCACCAAAAUCCAAGUCUCUUGAAUUGGGGGAUGCCAUGUCUCGUCAAAAUGACUUGCUCAAUAGAUUGGGUGCCCAGAUGGCACUUGGGGGGAUUGCUAUGGAAGACGAAGAGACAAAGGCAGCAAGACUCGAGCGCGAAGAAGAGGAACGGCGUAAGCGCGAAGAAGAGGAGCAACUGGAAAUGGAGGCAGCGUUGAGAGAGGCUGAAGAGGACGCACGCCGAGAAGCUGAAAGAAUGGAAUUAGAAGAAACAGAGAAGCAGGAGGCUGAAAGAAUGGCAACAGAGGAAGCCGAAAAAAUGGCAGCUGAAGAAGAGGCCAAUCGCAUUGCAGCUGAAUGGGAGGCCGAAAGAAUGGCUGCUGAAGAAGAAGCAAAUCGCAUUGCAGCUGACGAGGAGGCCGAAAGAAUGGCUGCUGAAGAAGAGGCCAAUCGCAUUGCAGCCGAAGAGGAAGCCGAGAGAAUUGCGGCUGAAGAAACAGCUCGUAUCGAAAUGGAAAGAAUCGCUGCUGAGGAAGAGGCUGUUCGCAUGGAGGCUGAAAAAGUUGCUGCUGAAGAAGAGGCCCUACGUAUUGCAUCUGAAGAGGAAGCAAAGCGAGUCGCGGCCGAAGACGAGGCUGCUCGGGUUGAGGCUGAUAGAUUAGCAGCAGAAGAAGAAAAGGCCCUAAGUAUUGCUGCUGAGCGGGAAGCAGCGGAAGUUGAAGCAGCGCGUCUUGCAGCCGAGGAAGAAGCAGCACUCGUUGACGCUGAACGCAUUGCCGCAGAGGAAGAAGCUGCUCGUUUGGAAGCUGAAGAAGCUAAGUUUGCAGAAGAAGCCAAAUUAUUGGAGCAAGAAGAUGACUUGUUUGAAGAAUCAAACAACCAUGACGAUGGUCUUGAUGUCUUGGACGACCUGGACGCCCUCCUUGACGGCGACUUGAGUGAUCUUGAACCUGAUGAUGCUGCCAAGAAAAGAACAAAAUCAUUGAAACCAAGUACAGCUACAUCGAUUGGCAAGGCGAAGACAGGUCCCAGAAAGGCCGAAACGAAGAGCAAACUAAAAUCUAUUUCAGGACCACCGAAGGUCCGGCGACGAGCAAACGCAGAAUCUCAUUCAAUCACAAGUACAAAAGCACCAGAAGGAAAACCACCUACUAUUAAAAAGACCAAAAAGCAGGUUGACGAAGUCGGUUCACUGCCAUCUCAACUCGGUUCAAGUCCAGCAAAGGCUAAAGGCAAUCCAGCAACAAUUCAUGGGCUUCCACCGGGAACUGCGAGAAGAUUGAAGAAACAUGGUGCACUUCAAUUUCCUGCCAGAGAAGUAAAUUCAUAUGGUUCUGUUGCAACUAUUACGUCACUGCCACCAUCACCUCGGCGACCAAUGCAUGACGGCGACGAUUUGGAAUGCCCAUGCUGUGAUAAUCCAUACGUGGGCAAGCUUCAUGCACACAUGGCCGCAUGCCAGAUUUGUGUCUUUCGCCUCUCUCCAUCAGAGACAGCAACCUUUGAACGAAAGGGUCGCCACAUCCGAGUUAACAUCUCCCGCGGGGGCUGCAUCGAUUGCAACAUCUUUCCUUCCCAGGACGACGAAGAGCCUGUUCGCAUUUGUCGACAAUGCUUUUUUGACACACACAAACUUGCGAAGAAGCCCGAGAAAGCCUUUGGUGGUCUGUCACUGUCAGGAACAUCAUCCAAUUUGAAGCAUGUAAGGAGACCCUACCCUUCUUCGUUGCGUUGA